Molecule: messenger RNA, 789 nt
Organism: Suillus subalutaceus
Lineage: Eukaryota; Fungi; Basidiomycota; Agaricomycetes; Boletales; Suillaceae
Exons: 2
Coding region: 1-789 (262 amino acids)
Source: RefSeq, a predicted model, not a curated record
AUGGUGCCAUUCUUGUCCACCUCUUCUCUAACUCCAACAAUUCAGUGGACAAAUCAGCAGAUAACAUUAUCUAGGCACGCUCCAUCAAGAGAUCGCACUCUUGAUCUUGAUGACCAGCUCCAACACCUCACGCUCGGGGACAGUUCGCAUCACUAUCCGAUUCCUCCAUUGGCUUAUGAGGCUAUGCGUGUGAGGGUUGACCCUGAUUCCCCUUUUGAACCUCCUACUACACCUACUGUUACUCCAGCUCAUUCAACGUCCACUACUAGGCCUACUGUUACUCCAGCUUGUCCAACAUCCACUACUAUGCCUACUGUUACUCCAGCUCGUUCAACAUCCAGGACAGUUCAAGUGGCUUGGACACCAUCAAAGUCACCACAGUCACAUGUGUCUUCAGGCAUUUCACCACUGCCAUUACACAUGUCUUCAGGUGUUUCACCACUGCCGUCACGCAUGUCUUUGGGUGUUUCAUCAGUAAGCUCGCCAACUCGUUCAACAAACCAUUCAGUGCCACUUAUCUCUUCAUCAUCACGGUCAGGGUCUAUGUAUCCAAUUCCAGGGGAACUUCUUCUGCCAUUUGGUCCAAACACUCACGCCACACUGGAGGAAUUGGGUUACAGUGACACCCUUCACAAUACCUGCCAUGAGGUUUUCAAUGCAUGUAUUCCUGAUAGGUGGGCUUCUGAGCUAGCCAAGAGGGGCAAUAUUAGCUCUGAGCCUGAAGCUCUUCAAAUAUCGGCUGCAAUGUGGGAGGACUGGAAUGUGUUGGGUGGCACUAUCGGGAAGUGA